CACAAGGAGGGAGUGGAUAAAUGUGAGGGAAUUACAGAGGGAGAAUUGACAGGCCUUGAUGACAGAUUUGACAGAGGAAGUGAAGGAGAGCGAAGAGUCAGGGCAACUUUGAAGUUUCCAGAUUGGGGAUUAGACGUUUGCUGAUGCCUUUGAUAAAGACAAAAGAUGUGUUGAUGUUGAAUAUUUGAGUGUGAGGGGCUUGUGAGAUGUUCCCAGAGGAUAUGUUGAGGAGGUAGCCUGUACUGGACAUCUGGAGCUCCAGAGAGAGGGCUGGCCCACAGGGGGCACUCGGGAGUUGGGGUGUUGGGGGAGCGCUCCAUGCUCCGUGGGGGUGGGGUGGAUAAUGAGGGGAAGCAGGGUCCGGUCCUCCAGUGAGGAGGCAAAAAUAGGAAGAAUCAGUGAGGGAGACAAAGGAGCAGCCGUCUGGAAGGGGCGAGUGAAACAGCCGCCUGGGAGGGGCCGGGGAGGACAACGAGAAGAAGACGCCUUCUUUGGCAGUGAGGAGGUAGCUGGAGCCUGCGGUCCUCGCGAGGCGGUGGGCGCGGAGCGGAGGCCGGAUCCCAGAGGCUGCAUCCUCCCGUCGCUUUUGGCAGCCACCCGCCUCCCAGGAACAUCCUGCUUCCCACCAGCUCCCCAACAAGCAAAAAAAUGAUGUCUGCUGGCCGGCUGCGGGGCAGUGGGCCAGGGCGUGUGAACGCGGUGCAAGCUGGUCAGCACCCUGGAGAGCGGCCGGGGGCGGGGCCUGCGGUGGGCGGGGCUUCGCCGUAAUCUCACGGGGCCUUUGAUUCCUGCACUGGCUGGUUUUGCAGGCCGGUUCGAGGUGGAGGAGUGAAGAGCAGGCCUGGACAGUCUCAGGCCUUCUCUCUUUUCGGCACCUGCCCCCUCCCGACACUGCCUUGCAGGAACCCUACCCCAGCAUUUGGGGCUGUUAACUCCCUUGGCGCCAUCAAUUCAGUCUCUUUAGGGGAGGGAAGGGGAGAGUGCACUAUGCACCAGGAACUUUACGGACAUUACCCAAACCUCACAACUCUUUGAGUUUGGAGUUUGCACCCAUCUUUCAGAUGAGAACACUGAAUUGAAGUUCAGAGAGGUGAAAUAACUUGCCCAGAGCACAUGGCAGAGCUGGGAUUUGAACUUACACCUGCCUGGCUCUAAGUCCUGGAGUGCGCAUAGUCCUGCAUCUUGCACCUCAUUCCUACAGACUCCUUACUUCCGGGGCAACUGUAGAGGCUGGUGUGGCAGUGGGGUGGGCAGGAGGCCCUGCCUCCCCGCCUGACUUGCUUGAGCAUAAUCCUGGGAGAUUUUUGAAGAUGAGACCUCUACCAUCAUUUCCAGAGCAGGAGAGGAGAAAGAAGGCUGAGAGGCAAGUAAGGCCUCAAUGCACCUGCUCCCCUCCACACCCAGGAGGCACCCUCCUUUGAAUCCUCUGACUCAGCUUCUGACCGCCAGGCUCCUCAGGGCAUGAAAGGGAGCUGUGAAAGGCCAAAACUGGACGUGGUCCAGGGCCUUGGCUUUCUGAGCCCGUAGAAUGCCUUCCUAGCUAGCAGGCAUGGAGGGGCAAGGUCCUAGGCAUGGGCCAGGUUGAGGAAACAGUUUGCCCAGAGCUUUCAGAGAUCUAAAAUUCCACCUUCUGAGGCCACAGUGGGAAGCAAAGCCUCCCUCACAUUUUCUUUCCUAACGCUUCCUAAGUCACAGACAACUGCUUUCUGUAGCCCUCGGCCUGGGCAGGCCUCCUGCACAAGCUCGGUCAUUCCUGUCCACCCCCAUCCCUGGACGCACCCACACCCCUCAGCAGGGUCAGGUUUCCACUCAGCCUCGUGGGCUUUUCUGCCUGGAGCUCGGUGUGUGCGGCAGGGGUUACUCCCCGUCACAGCUCAGAGAGCUGGGGUUACUGGUGAGGGUUAUGUGUAGCUCGUCUAUCCUGGAAUACACCCCCUUUUCCUGGGGCCCCCUCUUUGCCUUAAAAAACCCAGCUGACAUCCUCUCUUCUGGAAAUGCUUGCCAACCACUGGGCUCCCUCUGGGCACCACAGACCCUGUGCUCCCCUCUGUCACACAGCAAGUACCCCCUUCCCCUUGCCUGGGUGCUGUUCCCAGGCAAGUCACCGUUGAGUCAUAUCUGAUGAAGUUGGCCAGUGGUAGGUGUUCCUGAAUGAAUGAUUGAAUGAAUGAGGAAGUUAGUGGUGGGACCAGGACUUGAACCCCCAUCUCCUGCCUCCAGGUGUGGAGCUUUCUCUCCUCUGUCCAACAGGAGCUUUGCUGAGGCAGUUCCCUACCUGUCCCAUUGCCUAAAAUGCCCCUAUUCCAUUAGGUUAACGCUUCCUCCUCAGGAGUCAGGAGUCUGUCUGCCCUCAGGGACAUGGCAGAGGUGAAGCAGGCCCUCCCCUAUGCCUAUAGUCUGUGGACAGUGAAGCCAUGUGGGGCGUGUUGUGGCCUGGGUGCCACAACUCCUAGUAGAAUUCCAUGCUCAUGCAUCAGCUCCCACAGUGUCCGAGCUAAAUAGAGCCCCCAAGAGGUGGACUCUGUGAUGAGGCUUUGAGUCCAAAGACCAUCAGCAAAAGCCCCCUGAGCCUCCUGUGUACCCAGCUCCAUGCUGAGGAUGCACCCUAGGACAUGAUACAAUCCCAGCAAGGGAAGCCAGAGAAUCCAGUUCUGCCAGGAAGCCCUGUGGCGCUUCCAUACUUGAGGAGGGCAUGGGGGUGUCGCCUUGCCCUGAGGGUCUGGGUUCUGUCUACCUGCCCCUCAUACCUAGAUCCCAUCCUAGCUCACAAGCAUUGAAAAUGCCUCAAAAUCCCUUAUCCUCACAUUUCUCUCUUUGGGAUCCUCCAUCAGCUUUCUCUCUCUCUCUCUCUCUCUCUCUCUCUCUCUCUCUCUCUCUCUCUCUCCAUUUCCAUGUCUUUUUCCCCCCCGUCUUUGUUCCUCUGUGUGUGUGUUUUCCCUAUAACUCUGAUCUUUUGUAUUUCCAACUUGAUCUCUAUGGGGCUUUGAUCCCUCGCUCCUCUCCUUCAUGUGUUUCUCUACCCCUUCCUGUCUCUGUUUCUCUCAGUCUCUCCCUCUGUGUGUGAGUCUUUCUUUUCCUCUCUCCCAGCCGGAGCCUCCAUCUACCCCUCCCUCCCUCUCUCCCUCUGUCUGGGCCUCUCUGUUCCUCCUCCCUCCUCCCUCCCCUUUCUGCAUUACCAGACCUGCUCCAACCUCCUCCCAGAGUAAGCCUAGCGGCAGAGGCAGUGGCAGCCGGAGAAGCAGGAGCAGCCAGGGCAGCAGGGCUGGAUUGGGGUGUUGAGUCCCGGCUGAGCCGGGGACAGGCCGCUGCUCUCGGUCCCCGUGCCUGCUGGGCCAGGCGCCCUGCCUGGAACCCCAGGCAGGGUGGACAGGGCGAGGUGCCACUUUAGUCUGGCUGGGGAGGCAGAUGAUGAGGAGCGAUGGGGCAGGCAUGCGGCCACUCCAUCCUCUGCAGGAGCCAGCAGUACCCGGCAGCGCGACCGGCUGAGCCGCGGGGCCAGCAGGUCUUCCUCAAGCCGGACGAGCCGCCGCCGCCGCAGCCAUGCGCCGACAGCCUGCAGGUUGCUUUGCUGAAGUAUUUUAACACAAAUCUCAGACAUGAUGUCAUUUCACCAAAGGUGGAUAUUUUUAAGGAUGCUUUGCUGAGCCUGGGCUCCGUCAUCGACAUUGCAGGCUUGCAAUGGGCUGUCAAAGAGGCCCUGUCAGCUGUGCUGCCCAGAGUGGAGACUGUCUACACCUACCUGCUGGAUGGGGAAUCCCGGCUGGUGUGUGAGGAGCCCCCCCAUGAGCUGCCCCAGGAGGGGAAAGUACGAGAGGCUGUGAUCUCCCGGAAGCGGCUGGGCUGCAAUGGACUGGGCCCCUCGGACAUGCCUGGGAAGCCCUUGGCCAGGCUGGUGGCUCCACUGGCUCCUGACACCCAAGUGCUGGUCAUACCGCUGGUGGACAAGGAGGCCGGGGCUGUGGCAGCAGUCAUCUUGGUGCACUGUGGUCAUCUGAGUGACAGUGAGGAGUGGAGCCUGCAAGCCGUGGAGAAGCAUACCCUGGUGGCCCUGAAGAGGGUCCAGGCCCUGCAGCAGCGCGGGCCCAGCGCGGCCCCGGAAGCGGUCCAGAAUACUCCAGAGGGGGCGGCGGGAGACCAGAAGGGUGGGGUUCCGUACACAGACCAAGACCGAAAGAUCCUGCAGCUUUGCGGGGAACUCUACGACCUGGAUGCCUCUUCCUUGCAGCUCAAAGUCCUCCAAUACCUGCAGCAGGAGACCCAGGCAUCCCGCUGCUGCCUCCUGCUGGUAUCUGAGGACAGUCUCCAGCUUUCCUGUAAGGUGAUUGGAGAUAAAGUGCUGGAGGAAGAAAUCAGCUUUCCGUUGACGAUGGGACGACUGGGCCAGGUGGUGGAAGACAAGAAGUCUAUCCAGCUGAAAGAUCUCACCUCUGAGGAUGUGCAACAGCUACAAAGCAUGUUGGGCUUCGAGGUGCAGGCCAUGCUCUGUAUCCCUGUCAUCAGCCGGGCCACUGACCAGGUGGUGGCCUUGGCCUGCACCUUCAACAAGCUCGGAGGAGACUUAUUCACAGACCAGGAUGAGCGUGUGAUCCAGCACUGCUUUCACUACACCAGCACGGUCCUCACCAGCACCCUGGCCUUCCAGAAGGAGCAGAAGCUCAAGUGUGAGUGCCAGGCUCUUCUCCAAGUGGCAAAGAACCUCUUCACUCACCUGGAUGACGUCUCUGUGCUGCUCCAGGAGAUCAUCACAGAGGCCAGAAACCUCAGCAAUGCUGAGAUAUGCUCUGUGUUCCUGCUGGAUCAGAACGAGCUGGUGGCCAAGGUGUUCGAUGGGGGCGUGGUGGAUGAUGAGAGCUAUGAGAUCCGCAUCCCGGCCGACCAGGGCAUCGCGGGCCACGUGGCGACCACGGGCCAGAUUCUGAACAUCCCGGACGCGUAUGCACACCCACUUUUCUACCGCGGUGUGGACGACAGCACCGGCUUCCGGACGCGCAACAUUCUCUGCUUUCCCAUCAAGAACGAGAACAAGGAGGUCAUCGGUGUGGCCGAGCUGGUAAAUAAGAUCAACGGACCAUGGUUCAGCAAGUUUGACGAGGAUCUGGCGACAGCCUUCUCCAUCUACUGUGGCAUCAGCAUCGCACAUUCCCUCCUAUACAAGAAAGUGAAUGAGGCCCAGUAUCGCAGCCACCUAGCCAACGAGAUGAUGAUGUACCACAUGAAGGUCUCUGAUGAUGAAUACACCAAACUUCUCCAUGAUGGGAUCCAGCCCGUGGCUGCCAUUGACUCCAAUUUUGCCUGUUUCACCUACACUCCUCGCUCUCUGCCCGAGGAUGACACCUCCAUGGCCAUCCUCAGCAUGCUGCAGGACAUGAAUUUCAUCAAUAACUACAAAAUUGACUGCCCGACGCUGGCCCGGUUCUGUUUGAUGGUGAAGAAGGGCUACCGGGAUCCACCCUACCACAACUGGAUGCACGCCUUUUCUGUCUCCCACUUCUGCUACCUGCUCUACAAGAACCUGGAGCUCGCCAACUACCUCGAGGACAUGGAGAUCUUUGCCUUGUUUAUUUCCUGCAUGUGUCACGACCUGGACCACAGAGGCACAAACAACUCCUUCCAGGUGGCCUCGAAAUCUGUGCUGGCCGCGCUCUACAGCUCAGAAGGUUCUGUCAUGGAGAGGCACCACUUCGCUCAGGCCAUCGCUAUCCUCAACACCCACGGUUGCAACAUCUUUGACCACUUCUCCCGGAAGGACUAUCAGCGCAUGCUGGACCUGAUGCGGGACAUCAUCUUGGCCACAGACCUGGCCCACCACCUCCGCAUCUUCAAGGAUCUCCAAAAGAUGGCCGAAGUGGGCUAUGACCGAACCAACAAGCAGCAUCACAGCCUCCUUCUCUGCCUCCUUAUGACCUCCUGUGACCUCUCUGACCAGACCAAGGGCUGGAAGACAACGAGGAAGAUUGCAGAGCUGAUCUACAAAGAGUUCUUUUCCCAAGGAGACUUGGAGAAGGCCAUGGGCAACAGGCCAAUGGAGAUGAUGGACCGUGAGAAGGCCUACAUCCCCGAGCUGCAGAUCAGCUUCAUGGAGCACAUCGCAAUGCCCAUCUACAAGCUGCUGCAGGACCUGUUCCCCAAAGCAGCAGAGCUGUAUGAACGUGUGGCCUCUAAUCGUGAGCACUGGACCAAAGUGUCGCACAAGUUCACCAUCCGCGGCCUCCCAAGCAACAACUCGCUGGACUUCCUGGACGAGGAGUACGAGGUGCCUGACCUGGAUGGUGCUGGGGCCCCCAUCAAUGGCUGUUGCAGCCUCGAUGCUGAGUGAGUCCCUCCUGGGACUCCUCUUCACCCAGGCCUCCUCCCACAACUCUCCACUGGCCUGGCCACAUGCCCUGGGACCAGAGCCACGGGUCCUGGAUUCUAGACCAGGACUUCCCAUGUGACCCCGGGCAAGGCCGACCUUCCACGGCCUCAGCUUUCUCGUCUGUAUAAUGGAAGACUUCCAGCCUCACCAGGACUUUAUUUGUCCUCUGAGAGCACAGGGAUGACAAUGAACAGUGCGCCCUGCUCUGCACCUCUGACCACACCUUGGCAAGUGCCCCCCCUCAGGCCACUCUUCCGAGGCAGCCUGGAUGGUUUCUCCUGGGCCCCAUUUCUGCCCCACCAGAUCUGUGCCCUUUUCCUCUGAGGACACCCCCUGCCCCUCAGAAUCCUCACGCAAGAAGGUGAGACAUCUGAGUGGGCAGAGUGUGGGUCUUAGAGACAGUCAUCAGCUUGGCUGGAGGACUAGAAAUAGCGAUGGGGCCACAGGUGGCCCUGAGGACUGCCACUGUACUUAUAGUGGAGACUGGGACCUGGGGAGAUGAAGGGGUCCCAUAAGGAAGCUGCCGGGGGGCAGCUCAGUGCUCUGGGAGAGGGGGCUCAGGAAGAAAGCAGGAUAAGAACAGUGGGCAGGAAGGAUCCCUGGGCUGGGAGGCAGGCCCAUCAUGGGUCAGCAGUGCUUCAUCCUGGCUGUCCCUGGGCAAGUCCCUUCCCCUAUCUGGAUGAAACAGGAGGGUGAGACAAUCCAUUCUCUAAGACCCCUUUUAGAUCAAAGUCCCCAUAGCUCUGUGGAGUCCCAGGAGAGGCCAUGGAGUGUCCCUGGACCCCUGGGGCAGAGAGCCGACACUGAGUCCCUCUGUGGCCCCCUGAGUGCACCCCCUUAGCCCGAGCCCCUCCUGCAUUCCUGCAGCCAGAGGGGAACCUGGCCUCAGCCCUGGUAGGGCUUGUCUCCUCUUCAAGGCCAUAUCCACCUGUGCCCCGGGGCUAGGGAGACCCAAUAGGGCUGGGCCUCUGGGGUCAUCCCGGCUGCAGGUUCCUCCUUUCUCUGUUUUGUUCAGUACAGUGUUGUGGGCUGGGGGGAGGGGGCCACCUGCCUUACCUAUUCUGAGCUGCCUUUAGAGAGAUGCGUUUUUCUAGGACUCUGUGCAACUGUUGUAUAUGGUCCUGUGGGCUGACGGCUUUGUACAUGAGAAUAAAUCUAUUUCUUUCUACCAA
Molecule: messenger RNA, 7527 nt
Organism: Orcinus orca (killer whale)
Lineage: Eukaryota; Metazoa; Chordata; Mammalia; Artiodactyla; Delphinidae
Gene: PDE2A
Product: phosphodiesterase 2A
Exons: 32
Coding region: 3419-6316 (965 amino acids)
Biological process (GO): positive regulation of gene expression; regulation of mitochondrion organization; negative regulation of receptor guanylyl cyclase signaling pathway
Cellular component (GO): nucleus; mitochondrial inner membrane; cytosol
Molecular function (GO): 3',5'-cGMP-stimulated cyclic-nucleotide phosphodiesterase activity; 3',5'-cyclic-AMP phosphodiesterase activity; protein homodimerization activity
Source: RefSeq, a predicted model, not a curated record